AUGACUAUAGAAGAUAAAUUUGAAGAGUUAAAAGUGGAUGAUAACACACCUCAAGAACAAAUCGCCGAGGUUCAAGCAUAUGAAGAAGCCGAUACACGUAUAGGACGUGAUGAUCCAUUCACUUUUGGUCAACGUAAAUUACAAUCAGAAGAAGAAGUAUGGAAUCAUAAUGCGUGGGAUAACGUUGAAUGGGGUGAAGAGCAAGUUAAAGAAGCUCAAGAGAAAAUUGCUAAACAAUAUGAAGCUCCAGUGAAAGAUUUUGAUAAAAAGUUAUAUAAUGGGAAUCCUGCUAGAUACUGGGAUAUUUUUUACAAGAAUAAUAAGGAAAAUUUCUUCAAAGAUAGAAAAUGGCUACAGAUUGAAUUUCCACAAUUAUAUGAAGCUACAAAAGAGAACUAUGGUCCUGUUACUAUCUUUGAGAUUGGAUGUGGUGCUGGUAAUACACUUUUCCCAAUCUUGAACCAAAAUCAAAAUAAAGAUUUGAAAAUAAUAGGUGCAGAUUUUAGUCCAAAAGCUGUUGAUUUAGUUAAAACAAGUGAGAAUUUCAACCCAGAUUUUGCUCAUGCCGCUGUUUGGGAUUUAGCUAACCCUGAAGGUGCACUCCCUGAAGGUGUUGAACCUCAUAGUGUUGAUAUUGCAGUUAUGGUUUUCGUUUUCAGUGCGUUAGCACCAGAUCAAUGGCAACAAGCUGUUGAUAACUUGGCAAAGAUUUUGAAACCAGGUGGUAAGAUUUUAUUCAGAGAUUAUGGUAGAUAUGAUUUAGCACAAGUUCGUUUCAAAAAAAAUAGAUUAUUAGAUGAUAAUUUCUAUAUAAGAGGUGAUGGUACAAGAGUUUAUUUCUUUACAGAAGAAGAACUGAGAGAAAUUUUCACAAGUAAAUUCAUAGAGAACAAAAUUGGUACUGAUAGAAGAUUAUUAGUCAAUAGAAAAAGACAGUUGAAAAUGUAUCGUAUUUGGUUACAAGCUGUCUUUGAAGUUCCAAAAUAG
Hansenula ciferrii is the source of this 987-nucleotide messenger RNA. RefSeq names its product tRNA(Thr) (cytosine(32)-N(3))-methyltransferase (gene ABP140). Lineage: Eukaryota; Fungi; Ascomycota; Saccharomycetes; Phaffomycetales; Wickerhamomycetaceae. Gene Ontology annotation, molecular function: tRNA (cytidine-N3)-methyltransferase activity. The transcript has a single exon. Bases 1 to 987 code for a protein of 328 amino acids. The record is from RefSeq and is a predicted model, not a curated record.